Messenger RNA from Guyanagaster necrorhizus, 1263 nucleotides. RefSeq lists its product as uncharacterized. The record is from RefSeq and is a predicted model, not a curated record. Bases 1 to 1263 code for a protein of 420 amino acids. The transcript has 13 exons. NCBI's taxonomy places the organism in Eukaryota, Fungi, Basidiomycota, Agaricomycetes, Agaricales, Physalacriaceae.
AUGUUCAGGCGUAUACGAUUCCUAUUCUUUUCCAAGGUUUCGGACCCACAAAUACCUCACGUACCCGCUGCUUUUACUACGCCCGUCUUCCCACGUUGUCUCAAAUUCCUUCCUUCCUCAGUCACUGCCAUGGCUCCCGUUGAGAUCCCGGGAGUCAACGUUCCUUUGCUUAAAAGGACGGGGCCCCUGGCCUUGGGUUACAUGUGGGACUACGGCCUCUACGGAAUCCUCCUGGUCCAGAUGUAUAUCUACCACAUAACCUUCCGGAAGGACAAGAUCGGCUUCAAGAUUUUUGGUGCGCCUAUUCAUAUCACUCCAAUACACCCACCCAAACAGACACAAGUAUGGUCAUUACUUCUUCUGGAGACGGUCUUCACCAUUUUCACAACUAUCGCCGCCUGGCAUAAUUUUGGAACUGGCUGGGGAGACCCUGACACUCUCACGACAAUCGAUGUCUCAUGGGAACCCCUCCCUGCAUUGAACGGUUUCAUUGCCGCAAUGGUUCAGAGCUUCUACGUCUACCGAAUAUGGACGUUAACGAAAAAAUUAUGGCUUGCACUCGCCAUUGAAGCGGUUGCUCUUAUGCAGUGUAUAUUGGCCUUCUAUUACGGGAUAGUUGUCUCUUUAAGAGGGCGAGGGAUCAACGAGUUGUUUGCGCUGGCACCCAGCAUUAACGCGUGCUUAUCUGGCAGUGCUGCGUGCAACGUUCUGAUCACAGCUUCUAUUGUCACCAUACUUUACAAAUCAGAGACAAAAGUCGUCUUCUCGCAUACAACGAACACUGUUACCCAAAUUAUACGCUACGUAGUGGAAACAGGUCUGGUAACCUCUGUGGUGGCUCUGUGCGAGCUUGUAUUGUGGUUAACGAACCGACAGUACAACUUCCAUUUCAUAGGGUUCCUUAUUCUCGGCAAACUAUAUGCGAACACAGCACUAGGAAUAAUAAAUUCGCGUGCUCUCAUGUUUAGUGGACACCAACAACACCAACAGGACUACGAGCAUCAAAGUACAUUUGUAGCCACGACUCCCCAUAAUACUACGUCAUAUUGGGACGAGUCGGAAUCUAUAGAAAACGAUUUGAGUUCAAUUUACCAACACCAACCUGGCCCAUCAAUACCUCAGCCUGUGCAGGUUUUCAAGACCGUUUCUGUAGGUCAGUCUACAGAUAGUCUUGACACCAAAAAUGCUGUCGUUUCAAAUUUUCCAGAUCACUCUGAGCGGCCAAGUGCUGCUAGCACUAGCGCUGGAACUUUCAUUGAAUGA